This is a messenger RNA of Fusarium venenatum, 963 nucleotides long. RefSeq lists its product as uncharacterized. Gene Ontology annotation, cellular component: precatalytic spliceosome; catalytic step 2 spliceosome; U2 snRNP. Gene Ontology annotation, biological process: mRNA splicing, via spliceosome. NCBI's taxonomy places the organism in Eukaryota, Fungi, Ascomycota, Sordariomycetes, Hypocreales, Nectriaceae. Gene Ontology annotation, molecular function: RNA binding. The record is from RefSeq and is a predicted model, not a curated record.
AUGAAUAAAAUACGCGCGAUCCAAGCGCUUAACCAGAAGGAAAUUGAAAACGGAAUCACUCCAGAAGGUUCCUGGCAUACCGACUACCGCGACACUGCCUACGUCUAUUUUGGCGGUCUACCCUACGAGCUAUCCGAAGGCGAUGUUAUUACAAUCUUCUCCCAAUUCGGAGAACCAGUUUGGCUGAAAUUGGCCCGUGACAAAGAGACUGGCAAGUCAAAAGGUUUCGGAUGGCUCAAGUAUGAAGACCAGAGAAGUACCGAUUUGGCGGUCGACAACCUUGGUGGAGCGGAUAUUAGCGGUCGCCUGAUCAGCGUCGACCAUGCGCGAUACAAAAUGCGGGAUGAUGAGGAUCCAGACGAGUUCAAGGUCGGCUGGGAGGACAUGCUUAAGCGAGAAGGUCAAGCUGUGUCAGAAGAUGAGAGCAGCGAAGAGGAAGAGGUGCAGCGACCGAUGUUGCCUGAAGAGAGAGAACUUGCGCUUUUGAUGCAAGAACACGACGACGAUGAUCCCAUGAAGGGGUUCCUGAUCGAAGAGAAGAAGAAAGAAGUCGAAGAAGCACGGCGCAAAGCAGAUAAGAAGGAUCGCAAAGACAAACACAGACACCAUCGGUCGCAUCGGUCACGGAAAAAUGGGGACGAAGAGGAUAGGCAUCACAGGCCAAGACGACAUAAGAGUCCUGCGGACAGAGAGGAGCGCCACCGAGACAGAGAAUCACGUCGACAUAGAGACGACGACCAUGACCGAGAGAGGAGAGGGGACAAAGACAGACGGAGAGAAAGAAAAGAGGAUGACGAGGACCGUGGCCAUGAUCGAGAUCGAAGAAGAGAUGGCGACCGAGAGCACCGAAGACAUAGGGACGACGAUGACGAGUCGCGGCAUAAACGGCGCAGAGACGAAGACCCUGACAGAAGGCCAAAACGACGAAGUAGAAGUCGAUCGCCAAGACGUCGUGAGGAUUAA